Sphaerodactylus townsendi is the source of this 5130-nucleotide messenger RNA. It is a transcript of the gene IPO8, whose product is annotated as importin 8. The record is from RefSeq and is a predicted model, not a curated record. Gene Ontology annotation, cellular component: nuclear envelope; cytosol. Gene Ontology annotation, biological process: protein import into nucleus. NCBI's taxonomy places the organism in Eukaryota, Metazoa, Chordata, Lepidosauria, Squamata, Sphaerodactylidae. The coding region runs from base 98 to 3214 and encodes 1038 amino acids. Gene Ontology annotation, molecular function: small GTPase binding. The transcript has 25 exons.
CGCAAGCCGGUGAAUGGCUCCUGUGUGGUGAAGGGGGAGAGCCGAACGGGCGGAGAGGGCGGGCGGCGGCGGCGUCUCCCCUCCCCAGCCGAGGGCCAUGGAUCCCAACAGGAUCAUCCAGGCCCUGAAAGGCACCAUCGACCCCAAGUUGCGCCUGGCGGCCGAGAAUGAGCUCAACCAGUCCUACAAGAUCAUCAACUUUGCUCCGAGCCUGCUGCAAAUAAUAGUUUCUGAUCAAGUGGAGUUCCCAGUGCGACAAGCAGCUGCCAUUUAUCUGAAGAACAUGGUCACGCAGUACUGGCCGGAUCGGGAGCCGCCGCCCGGGGAAGUGGUAUUUCCAUUCAACAUCCAUGAAAACGACCGGCAGCAGAUUCGGGAUAAUAUUGUGGAAGGAAUAAUUCGUUCUCCAGACUUAGUGAGGGCCCAGCUGACAAUGUGCCUCCGUGCCAUCAUCAAGCAUGAUUUCCCCGGUCAUUGGACAGCCGUGGUAGACAAGAUAGGCUAUUACCUGCAGUCUCCCAACAGUGGGAGCUGGCUGGGAAGUCUGCUGUGCCUGUACCAGCUAGUGAAAACAUAUGAGUACAAAAAAGCCGAGGAACGAGAUCCCCUGAUUGCCGCUAUGCAGAUAUUCUUGCCUCGGAUUCAGCAGCAGAUGAUCCAGCUCCUUCCGGACAACUCCCAUUACUCUGUGCUCCUUCAAAAGCAGAUCUUAAAAAUUUUCUAUGCACUUGUCCAGUAUGCACUGCCCCUUCAGCUGGUGAAUAACCAAACCAUGACACAGUGGAUGGAGAUUUUCCGGACAGUGAUUGACAGAAACGUACCUGCUGAAACUCUGCAAAUCGACGAAGAUGACCGGCCAGAGUUGGUGUGGUGGAAAUGUAAGAAGUGGGCUUUGCGGAUCGUCGCUCGCCUUUUUGAAAGGUAUGGUAGUCCGGGGAAUGUAACAAAAGAAUAUUUUGAAUUUUCUGAGUUCUUCUUGAAAACCUAUGCUGUUGGAAUCCAACAGGUACUGCUCAAAAUCUUGGACCAGUACAGACAGAAAGAAUAUGUUGCGCCUCGUGUCCUGCAGCAGACAUUAAACUAUCUGAACCAAGGGGUCCAUCACUGUAUAACCUGGAAGCAGAUGAAACCACAUAUGCAGACUCUUUGUGAAGACGUCAUCUUCUCCCUGAUGUGUUACAAAGAUGAGGAUGAAGAGCUCUGGCAGGAGGACCCCUAUGAGUACAUUCGCAUGAAAUUUGAUGUGUUUGAGGAUUAUGCGUCCCCUACAACAGCGGCUCAGAUUCUUCUGUACACCGCAGCAAAAAAGCGAAAGGAGGUGUUACCCAAAAUGAUGGCCUUUUGCUAUCAGAUCCUCACCGAACCCAGCACUGACCCAAGGAAGAAAGACGGAGCAUUGCACGUGAUGGGAUCUCUAGCAGACAUUCUGCUAAAGAAGAGUAUAUUCAAGGAUCAAAUGGAGCUGAUGCUACAAAAUCAUGUCUUCCCGUUGUUCAUGUCCAACCUUGGGUAUUUAAGAGCCAGGUCUUGCUGGACCCUUCAUUCGUUCAGCACGUUGAAAUUCCACAAUGAGCUCAACUUGAGGAACGCCGUUGAGCUGGCGAAGAAGAGCCUGAUUGACGACAAAGAGAUGCCAGUCAAAGUCGAGGCUGCCAUAGCCCUGCAGUCGUUAAUAAGCCAUCAGGAUCAAGCAAAAGAAUACGUCAAGCCCUACAUCCGGCCAGUGAUGCAGGAGCUGCUGCUCGUCAUCCGGGAGACGGAGAACGAUGAUCUCACCAACGUCAUCCAGAAGCUAAUCUGUGAAUACAGCCAGGAAGUGGCAUCCAUUGCUGUUGAAAUGACGCAACACCUGGCAGAGAUAUUUGGCAGAGUUCUCCAGAGUGAAGAAUAUGAGGAAAUGGAGGAUAAAACUGUCAUGGCCAUGGGGAUCCUGCACACCAUCGACACCAUCCUGACGGUUGUGCAGGACCACAAAGAGAUAACGCAGCAGUUGGAGAGCAUUUGCUUGCAGAUCAUCGGCCUUGUCUUGCAGAAGCGCGUCAUAGAGUUCUACGAAGAAAUCCUCUCUCUGGCUUACAGUCUGACUUGCCAUGCGGUUUCGCCUCAAAUGUGGCAGCUUCUAGGUGUCUUAUAUGAAGUAUUUCAGCAGGAUUACUUUGAGUACUUUGCAGAUAUGAUGCCUCUUCUGCACAACUACAUCACUGUUGCCACGGAUACAUUACUGUCAAAUCCUAAAAAUUUAGAGAUAAUAUAUGCUAUGUGUAAAAAGGUUUUGACUGGGGAUGCUGGCGAAGACGCGGAGUGUCACGCUGCCAAGCUAUUGGAGGUCAUUGUUCUGCAGUGCAGAGGGAGGGGCAUUGACCAGUGUAUCCCGCUCUUUGUAGAAGCAGUCCUGGAGCGCUUAACACGAGGGGUUAAAACCAGUGAGCUCCGCACUAUGUGCCUCCAGGUUGCCAUAGCUGCCCUUUACUACAACCCUGAACUCCUUUUGCACACUCUAGAGAACAUCCGGUUUCCUCACAACCCUGAGCCCAUCACUGCACAGUUUAUAAACCAGUGGAUGAAUGACACAGACUGUUUUCUUGGGCUUCACGACAGGAAGAUGUGCAUCAUAGGACUGAGCAUCCUGGUGGGACUCCCCAGCCGCCCCCCUGCUGUCGAUGCAGUAGCAGCCCAGAUUGUCCCGUCGGUUCUGCUGCUGUUUCUGGGCCUCAAGCAAGUCUGUGCCACCCGGCAGCACACGGAGCAUGAAGAGCACACUAAGUCAGAAAAGAACGAUGCAGAGGAUAACGAAGAGAUACAAAGUGAUGAAGAGGAGGUGAACGAGGUGAGCCAGGAAAUGCAGGAGAACCACGCUGGCGGCGGCGGCGAUGCAGGAGACGAAGAUGAUGAAGACGACGACUGGGAUGACGACGCGCUGGAAGAGACGGCUUUGGAAGGCUUCAGCACCCCUAUUGAUCUGGAAGAGGGUUUGGACGAAUACCAGUUCUUCGCACAAGCGCUCUUAACGGUACAGAGCCGAGACGCAGCCUGGUACCACUUGCUGACAGCUCCACUCAGCAACGAUCAGAAGACGCAGUUGCAGGAAAUCUGUGCGUUAGCCGAACACCGGAGGACUUCCUCAGAAUCAAAGAGGAUAGAACAGCAGACGGGCUACACAUUUGAGAACAAAGGACUGGUCUCUUCAUUUAACUUUGUUCCGGGCAGCAACUGAAGUGGGUGGAAAAAGCCGAAAAGACACUUUGCAGAAUAGUUCAAUAUUGCAUUUUGUUAUAAAGCGUUUGUGACAUGAAUGGGCAGGGAAGGUAAUUGGAUGCUGUGGAAAAUUUCCCCUUUGGGAAAGGCAGUGGUUGACCCCCCCCCCCUCCCCCUCAUUAGGACACUCUUUUUAACCAGCUACUGUAAUGUAUAAAUUCUUGUGGUAUUUUUAUAAGUUGUUGGGCUGAAAAGGAAGUAUCUGCCCGCGCUCAUCCUACUAAAGGAAUGGGGAAUCAGUUGUGUGAAAUUGGAUAGCGUUGUGCUUCUCAGGUUUCUGUGAAUGUGAAAUGGAAGGGGUCCUCUGCAUUAACUGUGCCUUCUCUUAUAUACGGAUAGCCUGAACAAAAGAAUUUUGGAGUGCGUUGUAUUUCUUCUUUCUUUUAGAGGAUGGACAUUUCCAGGCACAAUUCAGACCUUGCUUUCCACGUUCUUCCAGGACCUCCCUCUGAUGAUGACUGUGUAGGUGUCUAUCAUCAGUUGCGAGCAUCACAUUGUUAACUACAAAAUCUUCUCUCCAUGUGUGUGUUGAGUGUAAUUUCCAUAUUAUCAAGCAUGGCCCUUGCGUUCAUUGCUCUUUCCAGUGAACACACAAAUAAGGAAUCCUUAUCUUUCCCACUCAGUAUUGACCAUGCCUUCAAAGUCCUUUAAUGCAGUGGGUUUCCAUGUGCCUCCCGUGGAACCAGUCAUGUGUUGCAGCAGAUUCCAGAGUGUGCAUGCAAAGAAGCCGGGUCUGUUGAGUUUCACCAUUAUGUUUGCAAGCUCAGAGUAUGUUUUAAUAUUAUACCCUGAUGGCUGCACAUUGUACGAGAAGAUCAGAAGUUGUGGGUUAUCUGUCUGCUGGCUGAAUCCAUGCCUGGUGUAUGUCUGACUUUCUCCUUGAGGAACUCGGAGGGCUCCUUAGAAGACAACUUAAAAAAAAAACACUGCGCUAAUGUCAAUUGAGAGGCUUCCAAAACAGGUUUGUAGAAGUUGUAAUUUUUGCUUCCGGUCAAGCAGAUUCAGAUCUACAGAUACUAUCAAUGCUGAUACAGGGUUUUUUUGGGUUUUUUUGGCUAUGCCAGUAAUCAAAUCACGGGCUUUUAAAGUAAUUGUCAACUUCAUAUUUUCUCAUGUUUGGACAGAAAGCCAUUCUACAUUAGGAUCCUGUGAAGCUCUGUCAUUUGUGUUGCACUGCUAUCAUAUUGUCUGCCGUCUUAAUGGUGAAAAACAUAGGCUUUAAAUCAUUGGUGACUAACUCCGAUAGGAACCCCUCGAUGCAGAGUGGUAAGCUGUAGUACUGCAGUCAAAACUGAGUUUGAUCCUGACAGAAGCUGGUUUCAGACAGCCAGCAAGGUUGACUCGACCUUCCAUCUUUCUGAGGUUGGUAAAAUGAGUACCCAAAUUUAUGCCUAAUAAAGGUUUACUGUACUGUACCCAGCUUGCUGGGGGUAAAGCGGAAACGACUGGGGAAGACAAUGGCAAACUACUCCAUCAAUGUAGUCUGCCUAGAAAACAUUGUGAUGCUAAUGGCCAGGUGCUUGCACAGGGAGCUAUCUUUACCUUUCUACCUAGCUCCAACAUCCAGCAACUGAGUGAUAACAGUACAUUAGAAAUGGGCUAGAUUAAAAGGGCUUAAGGGGUGGGGCUGUAAUGAUGGGGAGGCGGUCAAAGAUGCCGGUUGAUGGAGUUCCUCGACCACCAGUCGCCUGUCUCCGGUUAUCUGUCACACAUCCUAAUCCCAGAUGCUCUUCUGUUUCUCCAAUAGUCCGUCUUAAUGAAGCAUACGAUUUGAGACUCAUCAGUUUCCCAGACACAUUCUGAAGGUUGCAUUUCAUGAGAUAUUUUGUAUUCAUGUAUGGCUGCUUAUAGAAAAUACAGGAACACUGUGUCGGC